Molecule: messenger RNA, 1112 nt
Organism: Pocillopora verrucosa
Lineage: Eukaryota; Metazoa; Cnidaria; Anthozoa; Scleractinia; Pocilloporidae
Product: peptide methionine sulfoxide reductase-like
Molecular function (GO): peptide-methionine (S)-S-oxide reductase activity
Source: RefSeq, a predicted model, not a curated record
AUGACAGGGGGCCAAUAUUCUUCGGUGUGGCUAAAGGAAGCAAGUGGGGACCAUACAGAAACCUUGGAGUUGGAGUAUGACCCAAACUGUACAACUUACAAGGAUCUGUUGAAAAUAUUUUGGAAAAAUCACAACCCUACAGCAGUCCAUAAAGCUCAGUACAUGUCAGCCAUUUUUUAUCACAACGAGGAUCAGAAACAACUUGCAGAGGAGACUCGUGAGGAACAUCAGAAGAUAGUCAAAAGAAAGAUAGUAACGAAGAUCCUUCCAGCAAACACGUUCUACGUAGCUGAACAAUACCAUCAAAAGUACAUGCUGCGACAGCACCCCUUGCUGCUGAACAGUCUGGGCUUAAAUGACGAAGAGCUGAAGAAGUCUCGGGUUGCAGCUCGUUUAAAUGGUUAUGUUGGAGGUUAUGGUUCCAUAAAGAGCUUUGAAGCUGAAGUGGAUGGGCUAAAAUUAAGCAAUCAGCAAAUAGAAAUGGUGAAAGAGAUCAUAGAGAGAAGAAGAUUCUAAAUCCAAGGUUUAAGUUCAGAAAGACUCUAUACUACAAAGGAGUUGCAGUUCUCUGUCAGGAUUUGUUCUUCCUGAACAUUGUAGCCUAGACUGAUUUUUCAAGUUGGGCAUUUGUAAACUAUGUUAAUUUUUGUUAUUUUUUUUACCAUUUUUGCUCCUUCUUAUUUUAUUCUUACUUUGUUGGUAUUUCCCUAUCCCAGCAAAUUAUUAUUUCAAUUUUUCAUGACACUUUAUUAUGAUUCUCUUUGACAUUCUCUUUGACACUCCAAGGAAUAUAUUGUGUCAUAGAGCAUUGUUUGUUGGCAGACCCUUUGCUUCCUUAGUGCUCAUUGUUAUAACCUACUGCUUAUGAAGUUCUGUAGUUUAAACUGAAAAAUGUUCGACAGGACAGAUGAUGUGAGAUUACUGUGGGUAGCUUUGAGUCUAGUAAGGGCUAAAUGUAGGUGUAAAAAAUUAAAGCUUGUGCACCUGUAAGUAAAUUUUAGAAUCCGAAUAAUGAGUGUUUUGUUGUAUUUUUUAUUUUAAUCACUAGUGUACAUGGAUGUCUCUGUGAGAGACAUCAUCUCCCAAUAAUUUAACUAAAUUUGUGAGUUUGA